AUGGAAACCCCAUCACCUGUCCGAAAAUCUAAGAGAAAGCAACCAUCUGCUGAACAAACUAUCCCUCAGGAAACCACUGGAAGCAAAAAGAGGAAGAAGAACAUUCAAGCUCAACAGCCUGAAAGCCAGCCUGAUGUAUCUGCAGUUGCACCUCUUGAAAUGAUCACUCCUCAAUUCAUGUCUGAUGAAUAUGCAGCAAGAUGGGACUCCAUAAACCAAAGAAUACUCUUGAGUGAAAGAUAUCUUGAUGUUGAAAAGUUCAAAUCCCAGUGCCAACUCAUGCCAGUAUUUGACAAGUUGAAUCUUGUCAAGUCUGUGACAACUCAGAUGAGCUACCCACCUAUUGCUAUAAAGGAGUUUUAUGCAAACCUAAUGAAGAGCAUCAAGGAGGCUGGAUCACAACUGUAUGGGCGUGUCUGGCUGAGAGGAAAUGAAUACAAUUUUGAUACCCGCACUAUCAACCUAUAUCUGGGCAUUGAUGCAAGUAAUAUUGAGGAUCCAAUUAUAGGGGCAAAUACCAUCACAAAGGUCAUUAAUGGAGGAACUUAUAGCUAUUGGCCUGCUGAAACCAACAUGCUGCCUGCCAAAUCACUGACAACGAAAAAACUACAGUUAAAGGAAAGCAAAGUGAAGCUACCUUUUCCCUGCACAAUUUAUGGAGUACUGCGCACACAAGGAUUCAAACCUGAGCAGAAUGAACCUAUGGAAUCCCCUAAAGUUAGAAUGAUAGAUGCCCGACUCAAACAAGGAACUCAUGUGCUUGACAUCUUUCCAGAACAUGCAAGUAGCUCAGCUCCAGCCUUGAACCUAGAUGCCCCUUUCACCAGCAAACUCACAGCCCAGCACCUUGACAGAAGCAUCAAAGAUCUCAACACAAUCAUACAAAUACUUGUUGAAAAGAGAACAGUUGAGAGAUCAUGCAAUUGA
Ipomoea triloba (trilobed morning glory) is the source of this 927-nucleotide messenger RNA. RefSeq lists its product as uncharacterized. The transcript has 2 exons. The record is from RefSeq and is a predicted model, not a curated record. Lineage: Eukaryota; Viridiplantae; Streptophyta; Magnoliopsida; Solanales; Convolvulaceae. The coding region runs from base 1 to 927 and encodes 308 amino acids.